AUGGCAAUUGACCCCCAGGAAGUGCUUGAGCGACCUGUUAAGGUCCACCUACAAACAUGGAUCGUCGUCAUUUGCAUCAACUUUGUAUACUUUUCUCAACUCACAGCAAUCAUCGGCGCGGGCUUCCUGGCCCAGCCUAUUGCUGCCCUCAUAGGCGGCGCUUCGCAGACCCUAUGGUUCAGCCAGUCCAUUAACCUCCUCGGCAUUGCAAUUUGCUUCCCUGUAUGUCAGAUGGCCGACUACUGGGGAAGGAAAUGGGUCCUCGUGAUCCUGCUUGGCAUUGGCUUUGCGGGCACGCUGAUGGUUGCUCGUGCCCAAAACGUCGCAACCGCGAUUGCUGGAUUCGUCCUGAUAGGCAUCAAUUACGGCUCCCAGCCCAUCUUGUUUGCGGUACCGUCUGAAAUUCUGCCCAGGAAGCAACGCCCCGUAGCCCAGGCAACAGUCAACAUGUCUGCCAGUGUUGGAGGAAUUCUUAGUCUGGUCAUGGGCGGAGCCCUCCUUCGAUACGGUCAUCUCGAGAACUACCGGACUUAUUUCUAUGUGGUGGCGGCCUUCUUCGGUGUUUCCUUCCUCGGCAUCCUGCUUUUCUACUAUCCACCACCACGAGAGGAACAAGUCUCCUUCACCUUGGCGCAAAAUCUCCAAAAGCUCGAUUGGGUCGGCUACGCCCUUUUCGCCCCAGGAUUGACCCUGUUCUCUAUGGCCCUCUCAUGGUCUCAGAAUCCGUAUCCCUGGUCUGAUGCACACGUUAUUGGGCCCUUUGUCAUAGGUGUCGCCAUGAUUAUCGCCUUCAUAUUUUACGAGUGGCUCGUUAAAAAAGAUGGUAUCGCUCAUCACGCUGUUUUCAGCCACCGGAACCUAGUUAUCUCGCUUCUCGCCGUGUGGAUCGAUGGAGUUUCCUUCUUUUCGGCUAACACCUAUUUCGCCCAGCAGUACGGAAUGUUUACCGGCAGCGACAUGCUAAUCACGGGUGUCGCAUUCGGCAUGUUCUUUAUCGUUGGUGGCGUAGCCACCGUCUUGUUUGGCUGGGUAUCAACUAGGUUCCGGAUUGUUCGCGUGCCCGGCACCAUUGGUUUAGCUCUGAUCGUCCUCUUCAACGUGUUGAUGGCGACCACAAAACCUUCGACCUCUGAGGGAAUCUACUGGGGCUACACCGUCUUUGCCGGGCUCGGUCUCGGAAGCGUCAUUCCAACGUUCAUGGUUGCCGCACAGCUAACAACGCCGCCGGAGAUGAUCUCUCUCGUGUCCGGUCUUGUCAGUGUCUCCAGGCCCAUCGGCGGCGUCAUUGGCCUAGCCAUCAACAACGCCAUCUUCCACAACACCCUCUCUACGCAAGUUCCUAAGAAGAUCGGCUCGGCAGUCAGCCCUUUUGCCUUUCCCUCCUCCUCCCUCGGCGCUCUCAUUACGGCUCUGACGAGCCAAGACAAUGCCGCACUUAACAGCGUCCCCGGUGUCACGCCCGAUAUCCUCGCCGCAGCGAGAGGUGGCCUUCUGGAUGCCUACGGACUUUCGUUCAGGAACUGCUGGAUUGCUGCUGCAUGUUUAUGUCUGCCCGGUGUUAUUGUUGCCUGUUUCCUGAAGGAUCCUCGCUCCGAAUUCAAAGCGCACAUAGACGCCCCGGUUGAAGUCGAGUUGAUGGAACGACAGAAAGUGUCAGAAGUAAUUCACUUAGAAAAUGUAGAUGGCGUGAGAAAGGGCGAGAAUUGA
Messenger RNA from Scedosporium apiospermum, 1707 nucleotides. RefSeq lists its product as uncharacterized. Gene Ontology annotation, molecular function: transmembrane transporter activity. The record is from RefSeq and is a predicted model, not a curated record. Gene Ontology annotation, biological process: transmembrane transport. The coding region runs from base 1 to 1707 and encodes 568 amino acids. The transcript has 4 exons. NCBI's taxonomy places the organism in Eukaryota, Fungi, Ascomycota, Sordariomycetes, Microascales, Microascaceae.